Racocetra persica is the source of this 155-nucleotide messenger RNA. The record is from the annotation of a GenBank genome assembly. Lineage: Eukaryota; Fungi; Glomeromycota; Glomeromycetes; Diversisporales; Gigasporaceae.
AUGAAAUUGUCAAUUGGUUUGGACCUAGGCCUUUAAGUUGCAGUGCAGGUUUUUUGAUGAAAGAUCAAUUUCCAUAUCCCUAUAAUGAUACUUCAAGAUCAUUUUAUCGUUAUAAUAGAAAUUCACCUGUUUUAAUUGGGCCAAUGGAGACAUCG